Paramecium octaurelia is the source of this 513-nucleotide messenger RNA. The record is from the annotation of a GenBank genome assembly. NCBI's taxonomy places the organism in Eukaryota, Ciliophora, Oligohymenophorea, Peniculida, Parameciidae.
AUGAAUUUCGAUUUCCCUUUUGCUGGUUUCAAAACUCCCUAAAAGCCCUAUUAUGUUAGAUCAAAUCAUAAACAUCACUCAAGUCAACCCCAACUAUCCAACUACUUUACAGAUCCUUAUGAAAAUAAAUAAAGUCUCUCCAAGGUGGGCAAAGAAACGCUAAAAAAAUGGGAUUUCUUCUCUGACCCAUUUAGUUUACCUGAUAAAUAUACCAUAAAAUCUCAAUAAAAAAUAAAAACUGAAUCAACCGACUUUGCCUUCGAUAGCAUAGAUUUGAUUUUAGGAAAGUAAACAGAUCGACACAGUACAACCUCAUAAGUGAUACCUUUGAAAACUCAAUCAGAGAAACUAAUAGGCAAAAAAGUAUAAUUUUCAGAAUUGGUACAAGUGAAGAAUGAUGACGGAAGUGAAUCUGAAGAACCUAUUUAAUUGUUGUCGAGGAAGGAAACAAGAAAGAGUAAGUUUUCAACAUCAAAUCAGCGACCAUUAGAUUCAGUUUAGAAAUAAUGUUGA